AUGGAAACUCUAAUGGAGGGAAAGUCGGAGCGUUUCUACCUAGCUGCAGAAGACCUUUUUUUAUCUCUGCUUUGUUCGUUUGGCAAUUGGUACAACAAGUCGGGUCGAGCUGAGCUUCACAUACGUUCUUCUAAGUUCUCUAACUCCUCUGAAAGCCCAGCGGAGAUGUUCGCGCACGAGUGGCAUGGAUUCAUCCCUCCCUGCCACAUGAAGGUGCUUCAGCUGUGCCCCAUUUUGGCCUUCCUGGCCAUUCUGCUGAUCACCCCGGUUCUUCUAGUACGCAUCCUGUCCCGAGUUGACCUGCGGCAGCAGACUCGUUACCUCCUCCUGGCCAAUGUUCUCUUCAGUGACCUGCUGUUUGUUUGCAUGAAUAUCCUGAGUGCCUGCAUCAAUUUAGCCGGUGUGUUGAUGACGGAGUGGCCAUGUGCCGUGCUGCUCUUCCUCUCUGCAGUUUUAUACAGCUCUGGGGUACUAAGCAUUACAGCAAUGGUACUGGAUACCUGCUUUGCAGUGUUAGCCCCCUUUCGCUACCUGGCACUGUGGCCUGUGUCACGGACCUACGGAGCAAUUGUUGCCAUCUGGGUCAUCUCUGUCUUUCUUCCUGCAGCAGCUGUUGGCAUGUUUUUGUGGUACCAUAGUACGGCCCCCUGCGCCCUCCACCUCUGCUCCCUUCCUUUGCUGAUGGUUUUGACCGUAAGCCACUUUCGCCCACUCCAUGUCUCCAUGCUGCUGACGGUCACAGGUAUCAUUUUCAUCCUCCUUCUAGUGUUGUCUGGUUACCUCAUCCUCUACUUUUGUACCCGUAGUUCGGGCGUGUGGAAGGGCGAGACCUCGUCUCGUGCUAGAGGAACAUUUCUCAUCCAUUAUCUCCACCUGUUCCUGGCUUUCUGUCCCCUGCUGGUUUUGAUGAUCGAGCUGAUGCUUUGCCACAACAGUGAGACUAUGGACCCCAAAGCAAGCCUGUGGAUGUCCUUGGUGGUGUGUAACAUCUUGCUCAUCCUGCCCAAAGCCUUAGCCCCGUACCUGUAUGGGCUCCGCUAUAGAGAACUGUGCAACUUGCUGUUCCAGUUCUUUCAUCUGAAUAGGCCAACUACUAUCACACCUGUGAUAUAA
Sinocyclocheilus anshuiensis is the source of this 1113-nucleotide messenger RNA. RefSeq names its product probable G-protein coupled receptor 148. Gene Ontology annotation, molecular function: olfactory receptor activity; G protein-coupled receptor activity; odorant binding. Gene Ontology annotation, biological process: detection of chemical stimulus involved in sensory perception of smell; G protein-coupled receptor signaling pathway. The coding region runs from base 1 to 1113 and encodes 370 amino acids. The record is from RefSeq and is a predicted model, not a curated record. The transcript has a single exon. Gene Ontology annotation, cellular component: membrane. Lineage: Eukaryota; Metazoa; Chordata; Actinopteri; Cypriniformes; Cyprinidae.